Messenger RNA from Eruca vesicaria subsp. sativa (arugula), 255 nucleotides. The record is from the annotation of a GenBank genome assembly. Lineage: Eukaryota; Viridiplantae; Streptophyta; Magnoliopsida; Brassicales; Brassicaceae.
AUGUGGAGAGAUCACAAGGAUUUGCUUUCAUUGAUCUCAAAAAGAGAUCAUAGGAAGGCUUUACGACUCGAUGGAAGUUACAUGGGAGGAAUGAAGCUUGAAGUUACAAUGGCUUUUGACAGGGAAGAAUUUAAUCCUUACGAGUGUCCAGAGUGUCGUCGAAAUUUGGUCAUUAAUGUGCGCAAAUGCAUUAACAAGAACUCUUAUAAAUAUGUCUGUGGUGGUAGACGUCGGUGUCUUCCACUUACGAGAUAG